AUGAGACUAUCUAUCUUUUUCAUUGCACUCUUGACUUCGGUCUCAUCUGCAGCCACAACUGAGGAUCCAGGCCCAUCUCCUACUGCUUCAAUCGGCUGUGAGCCACACGGAGAUCAUUGGCACUGUGACGGCCCAGCCUCAACAGCUAUCACCUCAGGUACAUCAACGACAAGCGAGGUUGAAGUGAGCACCACUGCGGAUGCUUCUCCCACCGCGCCCAGUCCUACCGAGUCUAUUGGUUGCGAGCCACAUGGCGACCACUGGCACUGUGAUGGACCAGCCUCAGCCACUGUCUCAGGUACAUCAACGGGCGAUGUCAAAGUGAGCACCACUGCAGACGCUUCUCCCACAGCGCCCAGUCCUACUGAGUCUGUGGGCUGCGAGCCACAUGGUGACCACUGGCACUGCGAUGGACCGGCCGAGACAGCUAGUGCUUCUGUCAGUGCUUCUGCCAGUGCCUCUACAAGUGCUUCUGCCAGUGCCUCUACAAGUGCUUCUACAAGUGCUUCUACAAGUGCCUCCACGAGUGCCUCCGCCGGUGCCGCUACGAGUUCUGGAGAUGACGCAGGUGGUGCUGGAUCAAUUGGAGUGCAAUUCUCCCUACUUGUUGGAUUGUCACUUGUGGCUGCUGGUCUGAAUAUUUGA
Molecule: messenger RNA, 645 nt
Organism: Penicillium expansum
Lineage: Eukaryota; Fungi; Ascomycota; Eurotiomycetes; Eurotiales; Aspergillaceae
Exons: 2
Coding region: 1-645 (214 amino acids)
Source: RefSeq, a predicted model, not a curated record